Molecule: messenger RNA, 660 nt
Organism: Geodia barretti
Lineage: Eukaryota; Metazoa; Porifera; Demospongiae; Tetractinellida; Geodiidae
Source: the annotation of a GenBank genome assembly
AUGAUCUACGAGCCCAAUCAAUGCCCGAUCCGGUUUGGGCUGGGUGUAUUCGGGGACCGCUGGUCCCUGUUAAUCAUCCGCGACAUGAUGUUCCGUAGCUUCACCCGGUUCCAGGACUUCCUGGAUGCCGGCGAAGGCAUUUCGACGAAUGUCUUGUCCGACCGCCUGAGCCGACUGGAAGCGCAGCAGAUCAUCAGCCGUCGAAAGGACCCGGCCAACGGGCGGCAGGUCCUGUAUGAAUUGACGGAAAAGGGAAAGGACCUGCUGCCGGUGCUGCUGGCGGUGACCGGCUGGGCCGAAAAGUAUGACCCGGAGACCAGGAUUUCCAGCGAGAUGGGAGAACGAAUACGGACUGACAUAUUUGGGGUCCGCGAUGAAUUGCUGGCCGCUAUGGAGCACCCAAGCUCAAGUCAGGUUAUUCUACUUCUACGGGCAGAUCGCCGAUGCGCAAAUAGAUUCUCCAGACAAGUGAGAGUGACAGAAGCGUCCAUGUCCUUCUCCGGGCCCAUUGUCGUCUUUUGGCACGGCCUCCCAUUCAGAGAACAUCCGAACCCGUCCCGAGAGUGGACUUUGGAUCACAACGCCGACGGCGGCCGGAGCUACGUCUACUCCCACGUUAUCGCCCGCUACCCGAUGCACGCUGAGAUCCAUGUGAAGUAG